AUGUCAAACAACGCCCGAGUGCGGCCAGCAAUCCCAUCAAACCAGCUGUUGUCUGGUGCGUUGCCCACCAAUGGCGCUGGCAACGCAAUCCCAAUACCAUUGGACUGUCAAUACCUCAAUUUCAGUCAGUCCGAUCACUCAAACCAAACAGAGUCUCUCGGCUCACGCUUCCUGGAAGAAUCAGCCGCCGUGUACGCCCAAACGAAUCUCGUUAGUGCACAUGCUCCGCGCGACGGAUCCUCGCCACUCGAUGCCGAAUUUCGAGUUCACCAAGUGCAUCAAGAACUCUUCAAGGCCUUACCGAUCACCUCAUCACCGACAUCCUCACCCGCGCGCUCAACCACAUCAUCCACUGAUACCUUAAGCCGGUUUUCCCCGGGUGAUGAGAUUGAUGAGUCGCCAGACUCCGACCGGUUGUUUGAUCACGAGAAAGCGUCCAUCAAGGAUAGCUUGUUCGAUAAAUCCUCGCUCAUCGAAUUCGAACUUGGUGAUCUUUUUGACGAUGGUGCUUGUGAUGAUGAUGUUUUAGGCCGAUUGUUUCAGGAUGAAGAAGAUGGCGUUUAUGAUGAUUCUUCGGUCUUCGAAUUCGCACUCGGUGAACUUGAUGAUAUUCCUGUUCCGCCGCCAGGGAUAGAUCGAUCCCGACCCAUUGAAUUUUUCAAUCUUACCUACGACGACAUGGUUUUCAUUCAGAACAAACUCGCGUCUGUUGCUUUUCCGCCAUCCUCCCGAGGCAGCGCGACUCAAGCUCAAUAUUCAGCUCAGCCCACGGACACCUGGCCACCUCAACGCCCACAAAGUCAUGGACCUAUGCACUCAUCCCACCAACCAUUCCAGCCCAAUCUUUCGAUAUCACCUUCCUUCAGUAGUACCUUGAACUCGCACAGCUCACUGAGCAGCCAAGAUCCUUCGCCUUCCAUCUUGUCGCCUCGUUCGAGUGCGUUACAGCAGCGUCUCAAUCAGGCUAAGGCCGCCGCCAGAAUCCGAUCCUCUCACACUAGUGGGACUGCGUCCCCUCAGCCCUCAAAUGAAAUUCUGUCACCUACACGAAUUUCACUUCGUGAAAAUCUGAUUGCCCACAACCAACUGCUUUCACCCUCUUCAUCCGAUGGUCCCGAUGUCUUGUGUUUUCCGUUGACACCCCCCAUCCACCACCUUGUCCGAUCACCUGAAGCAGAGCAGUCUUGCAUUCCCUCCAGUGCUGGUAUGUCUGCAAUUUACUCGUACAACGAUACCUUUGGGGCAGACUCCGUCAUCGGCCAUUCUAAUCAAGCUCCCAAUCUACGCGGACGUCGGCCUGUCCUCACAUCGAUACUUUUUCAAGAUGUGGAAGCCCAAGCAUUUGCAGCCAACGCAGCCUUACGUAAGACAUACACGGUCGACCCUGAAGCGCUAUCCAACGGUAAAAAGGCACCUCCGAGAAAGAGGACGAUUUGUACGACUCACAUUGGCGCGCCUAAACUAGUGUCAGCAUCUGCGUUUCUGCCCGGACUUCGAUUGGAAGGACAAGAGCCGGAGAGUAGGCCCGCCGUACCCCAGCAGUCCAAAGGUAUAUUGAAAGGCGGGUUCAGGCUGAGAAUCAACAAAAAAAAGCCAUCCGACUUGGCGCUCAAUCGGCAGAAUAUCGACACCUCGAUCGAAGAACCAUCCGGCCAAGUCAAGUCGUUUAUCAGCGAUCCCAACUUACGUCAAAACGUUUGCCGUCCGCACUUCAACUCUACAUCACUGUACGCCGGGCACGCGCCCACGGUACCUUCAAGUCAGCCCGACCGACGGGGCUCCCUCGACCAACCCGAAUCGCCCGUUUCUCCAAAACACGCGCCGGCCUUCACUUCGUUUCGCAAAUUGGUGAACACCGUAGCAGCCUUCAAACUCCAUCACGCUGGAGGCCACCCGACAAAUCCAGCUGUUGCUGUCAGCGAAGCAGCUCCUCCAGAUGAUCGAGUGCCCCAAUCCAUCCUGGGUGAAAACGCGGUGGAAACGAUGGAUACGGCCUAUGAACCAGACUCAUCCCCACUAGACGCAACUGAGCAGGAUCCAUUCGGCAGAUCGGCCGGAUUAGUAAGCCGUCUUGACAGCCAUUAUUCCGCCGCUCCCGGGCCAGAAACGAAGCUGGCCGUCUGA
Puccinia triticina is the source of this 2124-nucleotide messenger RNA. RefSeq lists its product as uncharacterized. The record is from RefSeq and is a predicted model, not a curated record. The transcript has 2 exons. Bases 1 to 2124 code for a protein of 707 amino acids. Lineage: Eukaryota; Fungi; Basidiomycota; Pucciniomycetes; Pucciniales; Pucciniaceae.